ACAGUUACAGCUUACAAGCCUGGGCAACUUCUUUGUUCCAAAGUUGAUAUUCUCAUUGUCAUAAACUUCACUUGGGUGUGUUAAUUGUUUUGAUCUUAGGAUUAAGAACUAAGGUACGUGCAUAUAUGGGUAAGAAGCUAGACGCUCUACUCGGAAGAACCUUCAAGGCUGCCAAGUUCAAGGCAAUUGUUCACCUUGCCAUCUCACGCCUCGCUGUUCUCAAGAACCAGCGCCAUGCUCGCCUUAGACAUGCUCGUUCUGAUGUUCUUGAACUCCUUCAACUUGGUCACCAUGAACGUGCUUUACUUCGAGUUGAGCAUGUGAUCAAGGAUCAAAAUAUGUUGGACGUGUAUGAUAUGAUUGAAGGAUACUGCAACCUCUUGAUCGAAAGGGUCCACCUCAUUGAACAAGAAAGAGAAUGUCCAGAGGAACUAAAGGAGGCAGCAUCAGGAUUACUCUAUGCAGCUUCUAGAUGUGGAGAUUUUCCAGAGAUUCAAGAGAUUCGGGCAGUUUUGACUUCUCGGUUCGGCAAGGAGUUUGCUGCUCGUGCUAUUGAGUUAAGGAACAACUGUGGAGUACACCCUCAGAUGAUACAAAAGCUUUCAACAAGGAUGCCAACGUUGGAGAGUAGAAUGAAGGCACUCAAAGAAAUUGCUUCUGAGAAUGGUAUAGUUCUGCAGCUUGAAGAGGCUUCAUCUGUUUCAGUUGAGGAACAAUCCAAUGUAGAAAAGAAAAACCUGCAUGAACCUGAGAUAAAGGAAGAGAAUAUCAGCAUUUUGCCUAGUAGAGGGAAAGAUGAGGAGUUAACUGAUUCUUUCAAGGCCAGGCAAAAGUACAAGGACGUAGCAGAUGCGGCACAAGCAGCAUUUGAGUCAGCUGCAUAUGCAGCAGCUGCUGCAAGAGCAGCUGUGGAACUCUCCCGAUCUGAACCACAUGACCCUGAUGAUCAUAAUAGUCCAAGCUUCCAACCAAGAAAAGUGGGGGAUAGACAUGAUUCUAUGAAACCUCAACUGGAAGGAAAGAAAAUCCUCAAUGCAAAUCCAGGAGCAGAAUUUAACAAUGAUAUAAACGAGUUAAAAAGAGCAAAUGACAUUAUAAGUUGCAAUUCAAAUAAUGAGGUUUUGAAGGGAGCCACUGCCUCGGGGGAUGCUGAAGCUGAGGCUGAUCCUUUGGAAAAGGAAGUAAUUUUUGAUGAGAGUGAUGAUGAGACCGAUAAUAAACAGAAUAGAUAUCAAUCUUCCAAGCAUAUAUCCUCAAGGUAUGGUGCUAGUAUAGAGGUUGGAUCAGGUUCUAAGAAACUAGUAUUAAAUAAGGUGCCAGGUUCCACGAUGCAGAGCGCACCUCAGUUGGAUUUGCAGAAGAGGCCAAUCUCAGUGAGGUCUAGAUGAAUGAAAAUUUACUGAAUAUGAAUGAGUGCAUCUAGCGUGCAAUGUUGCAUAUCAAAUUGCAACAAAGCUAAGUAAUAUCAGAUUGCAUUUCGGAAUGUGUUUAGUGUUAAAUACAAUUUUGCUAGUAACUUACCUAAGUAUGUGAUUGCUUGGUUCAUUAAUUUUUGUAUUAUGGAUUUUGCAUCCUAAAUGCAAUAUGGAUUUCCAGUAUUCAAAAGAUUAAUUUAAUUAGUUGGAUGUAAAAACAAGGAGAAUCGUGAACUCCAACCCAUAUUUAUUGCUUCUUGACGUGAAAAUAUGCAUCCACUGGGACAUGGCAUAGAGGGAACAGGUUAAUAAUUGAUCAUACACAAAUAUAUGACUCCAAAAGAUACCAGAAAAAUCUGUCAUAUUAAACCAGUUGUUAACCAUCUAAUGAUAUUUACUGUCUUAGAAUUGUCAAUUUAAACCAGAAUAUUUGCAUACCAGGAAAAGCUUUAGUAAAAUUCUUUAGGGAAACAAGAGGGGUCCAACUAUGGAAAAUGAAAUAAAACUGCUUACUGCAUAGUUUUGUUUCCUAGCAUGUUUGAUGUUGAUAAUCGUUCUUCAGUAGACGGAAGUUCAAAAAUUAAAAUAACAUUUCAUAUCUUUGAAACAUGAAACUGUGUCUUUCACCCCAUAGCCGGUCCCAAGGUAAAGAAGACUUACAUUAUGCCUUCAACAAUUAACGGAAAACUUGUCAAAUCAUUUUGUAUGGCCACUCAUGACAAUAUUGUGCUAUAGUUUUUUACCGAACUCAAUGACUUCAUAUGAACUGACCUCAUCUAAUAGGAUAAAGUUUGGUUAUGAUUGUUGUAUGUCUUUAAAACAUGGUCACUAGGAUAGUAUGCACAUGAAGAGACCAAUGCCUAGGCCCAGAAAGAUAUAAACAAUAAUAUUGCAUUGAGACAAUGCUCCAGUGACGAGUUAGGCUUCUGAAUGGUAAAAACUUAUUAGAGGCCACAUGAAAUUUGCAAUAGUGAGAUCAGAACACCAAACAAUGUAUACUCCUACUUUGUUGAUUCCCAUAAAUACAUCACUGCCCCCUAGGCCGCUUCUUGCCAUGUUGAAGCAAGUCACUGGAUGACUGCAAAUUCACCCCAACAUCUUCAUCAUAUUCUAUUCCAAGCUCCUCCUGCAAAGUGCAACAUGUAUCAAUGACAACAGAAACAUUAAAAUAAAUAAAAUCUAUGUUUGUAACAGGAAAAUAACGGUUUUUCUAAAUGCCACACAGCAAGAAAUCAAUAAAUUCUAAGUUUAUAUUAAAAAUUGUAGAAUUUAAUAUUAUCAAUGCAUUAGAUUCUGCGUUAUCUUGUGAUUUUUAAUAAAAACUUAUUAUACAUAAAUUCUCAUUGUGAGCCUAAAACACAUGCUAGAAAAAUCGAAGAAAACCUUAAAUUCUUUUGGAUCCUUAGGUGAAUUCUCAGUGAGGGUAUCCCAUACAUCCUUGAACAUUCUUUUACGCUUUCUCCACUGACUUAUUUUCUCAUACAACAUAUCCUCAACUGCCUUGCGUUCUUCUGGCCUCACCAGAGUAACACCUCCACGUAACUUGGACAAUUUCUCCUCCAUUUCUUUAACCUGAAGCAGCAGCAGAAAACAAACAUGCAUACUAUCUUGGUUGAUGAAACAGCACAAUCACCAGUUCCCUUUCAACAAAGAUACACACACACACACACACACACACACACACACACACACACAUCCACGUCAGUUACCUCCAUUCUCAAAUUCACUUCUCUUUCAUAGAUCUGUUCCAGCGUCAAAUUUGAUUGCAACGACUUAAUUUCUGCACCAACAAAAGUUAUAUCCACAUAUUGCAGCAUCAAGAGGUAUGCCUAAAAUCUCAAAUUCUCAAUGGUUCCAAAUGCACGAAAACUAGAAUAUAGAGCAAAAGAAUUAUACGAUCCCGUAGGAGUACUCUAGGGAGGACUUUGUCCAUUUGAGAAACAAUUCCCAUUUUUAUUUUCUAUUUUACAAAUAAUUACAAAAUAUCACAUUAUCGUUUGUUGUUUUAAAAAUUUGAUAUGACAAACAUUAACAUAAUAAAACAAGAAUAUUGUGACAAUUUUUUCAAUUAUUCCU
Abrus precatorius (Indian licorice) is the source of this 3491-nucleotide messenger RNA. RefSeq lists its product as uncharacterized. NCBI's taxonomy places the organism in Eukaryota, Viridiplantae, Streptophyta, Magnoliopsida, Fabales, Fabaceae. Gene Ontology annotation, biological process: protein transport. The record is from RefSeq and is a predicted model, not a curated record. The transcript is spliced from 5 exons. Bases 126 to 1388 code for a protein of 420 amino acids.